AUGAGAGUCAUUUUGUUCUCUCUGAGCGCCUUUGUGUUCUAUGCAAUCUUCUAUUUCUCUCAUGUAAACGGGCUCAAUGAGCUAAGCCUCAAAGCCAUAGCAUCCGGCAAGCUUCCAGGUCUCGACGAACCCCUGCGAACCGUUUAUACUGGUGUUGAGCCCAUUGAUCGUCUCCUCACCGUACUCACAACCUUCUUCUAUCCGGCUCUGGAUGGACAGAGCUCCACCCUCCUACUUCACAGUAUAGGGUUCUCUGGCACGUUUGGAGCCGCAUGGACUCUUGUUGUGCUCGAGUCAUGGCGCAGAGGAAAUGCAGGCACCAUCGCAGCAUUUCCUGCAGUUUUCGGUCUAGCAGCCCAAGUCCUGACCUUUGCAUUCGCAACUCCCUUGAUCUGUGCCCUCCAACUAGGAUGCUCGGUCACCGCGCGCCGCCCCCACGCGGAUAACAUUCGGGUCCCUCGCGUCGUGCUAGCGGUUCUUCCAGCUGUGUUCGUGAUCGGUUUCCUCGUUCCAACGAACUUGAUGGUUCUCCCCGCACCGGCCGUGAUCUCCUCGGACUGGAAGCAGAUUGCAAUUGCAUCGUGGCACCCCUGGCCUGCAUAUGUGUCCUUCCUCACAACUGCGGCCUACUAUGUUCUCGGUCCAUUCUUUACGAAAAACCAACGAGCAUCGAUAUCCGCUUUGCGAUGGGUCUACGCGUCUGCAUUUAUUCAUGCUGGACUGAGCCACCUCGUGACUUUGAUUGUUUCGGUUGCGACAGUCGUGGCCCCUGCUUUGUUUGAUGCUCGCUUCGUUGAUUCUCUACAUCCGUCCAAGGUGUAUUCUUUCCCCGUUCCUUGGUCCGGGUUGACGGUCAACACAGUCGCAGAAGGUGUGCAUGUAUUUUUGCGUUGGGACUAUAUGAUUGGGUCAGCAGGUAUUCUCUUGUGGGCCUUGAAAUUGCACACCGUCGCCCACCGACAGAUUUUGAGCUCUAUUUCUUGGACCAGCCUUCUAUUCAAGGUGGCUUUGUUGACGGCUCUUAGUGGGCCGGCUGGUGCUGCUGUUGAGUUGAUGUGGGAGCGUGACGAGUUAAUCUUUGCUGAGACUGGCCCGAGGCAGCAGAUUACCAAGGGCAAGAAGCUCUCAUAG
Penicillium odoratum is the source of this 1131-nucleotide messenger RNA. RefSeq lists its product as uncharacterized. The transcript has a single exon. NCBI's taxonomy places the organism in Eukaryota, Fungi, Ascomycota, Eurotiomycetes, Eurotiales, Aspergillaceae. The coding region runs from base 1 to 1131 and encodes 376 amino acids. The record is from RefSeq and is a predicted model, not a curated record.